Molecule: messenger RNA, 1841 nt
Organism: Coccidioides immitis RS
Lineage: Eukaryota; Fungi; Ascomycota; Eurotiomycetes; Onygenales; Onygenaceae
Exons: 1
Coding region: 92-1696 (534 amino acids)
Source: RefSeq, a predicted model, not a curated record
GCUCAGAGUCGGCGGGCUGGAAGUGUUUGUCCCACUGAUGGCUGUCUCAUUCUUCUCUGACGAACCAUCUUGAUGAGAUCUCCAGUUCUCGAUGCCCAAAAAGCAUCGCAAGUUUAAGCUAAUCAAGCCAGAAGCGUCCGUCCACCAUUCUUUAGCAUCUUCCUCUUCUCGACGUCGAAACGACCCCUCACGCUCCGAGCAGCUCUCCGUCAACGACCUUAUCCAGCACCUACGGCGGACGCAACUUUCGACGGUCGAGCCCCAGAAUGUCGUGGGUGCAACAGAAGUCGUCGCAAAAUCCGUACACCCAUCGAUAAGAAAUAUUUUAGAUUUACCCGCUCCGCCGCCCCCUCGUCCACGUUCCGGACUAAGACCGCAGAUAGGCACCCGGAGACUACGACGAACUCCUGGGCCUGCAGCGCCUUUGAGCUGGCUGUCACAAAACCACGAACGGCCUGUAAACGAUGAGAGCAGAAGUGCCGGUUACCAUGGCGAGGUUCAACGACACCUUGACCGGCUACCAGGACUAAAUUUCCCUCCAGAGCGAUCCCUACAGCAUACCAUUCUAAAGACCAUGGCAUCCAAUUGGGAUUGGCAUCUCGUUUACGAUGGAAUUUUCCUCUCCGAAUUACCAACGCAAGUUAGGCAAUUGCUGCUUAGUUACAUCGCUGUCUAUACCGACCACGCGACCAUGGGUGCCGGUAUGCAGGGCUUAAAACCGCUCUUUUUGGACAAGACUCCGGAUGGUGAAGUAGAGACACAUCCAGAUGUCAUCCGACUUGAUCUGUCUGGUGCACUUGGGCACUGCAUUACCUUGAAGUUACUGGUGCGUGAGCUGAAAUAUGAACUCCCUGAAUUGAAAAGGGAAGAUGCGUAUGUCCCCGCUUCGUGGGAAGAGGAAGCAUCAGAUGAAGCCAGUUCUAGUCGAACCAGUCUCACUACUCGCCAACCUUUCCUUCCGCGAUUUGAAAAACUCAAAUAUCUAUCGCUUGCACAGCCAGCACCGGCGGCAGCAAAUUGGGGUUCCCUUCUCCAUCUACUUUCUCAACUAGCAACUCUAACGCAUCUAUCACUCGCACACUGGCCAGUUCCUACCCUAUCCAUCAGUACAGUAGUGAAACACGGCCCGUCCACGACUUUUGAGCAGCGCUUGUCACCGUCCGAUGAUGAUAUGUCUGAAGCAGCAACGGUGCUCGGAAAGCUUUCUCGGGCAACUUAUUGUCUGCAGUGGCUGGAUCUUGAAGGCUGCACUGAGUGGCUUCCUUCUCUUUGUUGGAGCAGAGAGAAUCAACAUGCUUCCCUGGGUCAGCCUCUGGGCCCUGAAUGGAAUGGAUCGUGGCGUGGGAUAGCAUGGUUGGGCUUAGGCUUUGGAUGGGCGAAAGAGGUGCCAGGACCCGAGGAUGACCUUAUUAGCAACGAGAAUAUGCAGCAAGAAGAGCAUUCGCUUGGCCAUGGGGAAGCUGGGACUCGACGGGUUACUCUCCGCCCUGGUCAAGAUUUACUUGCGAUAGACAACGCACAUGGCCAUGGACAGGCAAUUCAGAAAGGAUCCCGUCUCCGUUGGCAAGAGAAAAUGUGGCAUCUACAUGUCGCCAAGGCGAAAAAUAUCGGGAGGUCGAUUCAAAAUCUCAGGUCUGAAGAUAAGGGGAAGUGGAUUGAGGUCUCCGUUGGAGAUGCAAAACCAUUCUCUACUUAAUAACUAGCACGUAUCGACACAGAAAUCAUGCUAUGUGACGAUGACUUCGAAAACUAUGAUUACUCCUAGAUGCAUAGUAACUAUAUGAAUUCUUGUGAUAAAAUUUGGGUAUUCUUCAAUAGGAGUGGCACUUUGGGUAGACGCC